GGCAGAGCCCGCAGCCGUGCUCGGGAGGAGGGACCUGUGUGUACGUCCUGCUGCAGCGCACUCCUGGGGUCCCUUGCGUCGGUCCCUGUGGCUGGAAGGACAGUACUCGCCACGCAGGUGGCACCCGGGAGUGCCCGGCACCCACUUCCUGCCGAGCAGAUGCUUUGGGUAACCUCGGCCCCUGCCAGGCCGGGGCAGCUCAGGCCGGGUCCUAAUCCCUCCACUUGAGCUCGGCUCCUCACCCUCCGGCCAGGCUGACACCUGCUCCCCGCAGGCUCCUUCUCGCCGGCUUCAGGCAGCUCGGGACCCGGGGGCCGAAGAUGCUGAUCAGCUACCCGGCCUGCCUCUUCUCGGGGAUCUGCGUGGCCCUGCUGGCAGUGGCUUUGGCCUAUUACUUCUACUGGACGGCCGUCCUGAGCGAGGGGCCGUGCACCCGCUCCUGAGCAGCGCCAUGGGCCUGCUGGCCUUCCUGAAGACCCAGUUCGUGCUGCACCUGCUGGUCGGCUUCGUCUUCGUGGUGAGCGGUCUGGUCAUCAACUUUGUCCAGCUGUGCACGCUGGCACUCUGGCCGGUCAGCAAGCAGCUCUACCGUCGCCUCAACUGCCGCCUCGCCUACUCACUCUGGAGCCAGCUGGUCAUGCUGCUGGAGUGGUGGUCCUGCACGGAGUGCACGCUGUUCACGGACCAGGCCACGGUGGAGCGCUUCGGGAAGGAGCACGCAGUCAUUAUCCUCAACCACAACUUCGAGAUCGACUUCCUCUGUGGGUGGACCAUGUGUGAGCGCUAUGGCGUGCUGGGGAGCUCCAAGGUCCUCGCUAAGAAGGAGCUGCUGUACGUGCCCCUCAUCGGCUGGACGUGGUACUUUCUGGAGAUUGUGUUCUGCAAGCGGAAGUGGGAGGAGGACCGGGACACCGUCGUCGAGGGGCUGAGGCGUCUGUCCGACUACCCUGAGUACAUGUGGUUUCUCCUGUACUGUGAGGGGACGCGCUUCACGGAGACCAAGCACCGCGUCAGCAUGGAGGUGGCAGCCGCCAAGGGGCUGCCUGUCCUCAAGUACCACCUGCUGCCUCGGACGAAGGGCUUCACCACCGCGGUCAAGUGCCUCCGGGGGACAGUCGCCGCUGUCUAUGACGUAACCCUGAACUUCAGGGGAAACAAGAACCCAUCCCUGCUGGGGAUCCUCUACGGGAAGAAGUACGAGGCGGACAUGUGUGUGAGGAGAUUUCCUCUGGAAGAGAUCCCGCUGGACGAAAAGGAGGCGGCUCAGUGGCUUCAUAAACUGUACCAGGAGAAGGACGCACUCCAGGAGAUGUAUAAUCAGAAGGGUGUGUUUCCAGGGGAGCAGUUUAAGCCUGCCCGGAGGCCCUGGACCCUCCUCAACUUCCUCUCCUGGGCCACCAUUCUCCUGUCUCCCCUCUUCAGUUUUGUCUUGGGCGUCUUUGCCAGCGGAUCACCCCUCCUGAUCCUGACGUUCUUGGGGUUUGUGGGAGCAGCUUCCUUUGGAGUUCGCAGACUGAUAGGAGUGACUGAGAUAGAGAAAGGCUCCAGCUACGGAAACCAAGAGUUUAAGAAAAAGGAAUAAUUAAUGGCUGUGAUUGAACACACAUGAUCUGAUGGCGGUAUCCAGUUAACUCGAUUAAAAACAGCAGCACGCCGAGUGGAGGGAAAAAGACAAUUAGAAACUAUUUUUCUUAUUAACUGGUGACUAAUAUUAACAAAACUUGAGCCAAUAGUAAAGAAUCCAGAAGGCCUGCCAGAGGAAGAGUUCAGCUUCCCGCAGCUCGGGGUCCCAGCCUCUCCGAGCGUGUCGUGGGAGGUGGUUCCCAGGCGGAGGGGCCUUCCGUGGACGCCGUCUCUCCAGAACUCCGCUUCUGAGAGGGAGACUUUGGCUGCUUUCUCUCCUUAAACUUAGAUCAAAUUUUUUGUUUUUUAAUCAGUUAUUUUGGGAACUUAACCUGGCCCUUCACCUCUUCUGCACCACCCCAGAAGCUGUCUCAUAAUGAAUUUCUGCUGUCCUUUUGGGAGUGGACGGCCGGGUCCUGUCCCCCGGGGACUCGUGUGGCUGCCCCGCUUGGCUCAGCACCUUGGCUCCCAGUGGGGGCCCCUUGGGAGAGUGCCCAUAGUGAUAAGCACAUCGGCAUGAACAUCAGGUGGAUUUCUCGAAGCCGGAGCCCUCACCGUGCCCUGUCGGGGGCUGGCUGAGGCGAACGCCCCACUUUCCUUUCUAGAGUGCUGUCUGCCCUCGCUCCUGUUUGACCCUGUGUGUAAAUACCUACAUCUGUUUUUAAAGUGGACGGACCCCCGAGAACUCAGUGAAAUGCAGAGUUCUCCCAAACCAGAAGCUCCUCCGUCCCUCCCAUGGCUGUCAAACCCUGGUCCCUCCACACUGGGUGCUGGGGAGGGAGGACCCUCGGGGCUACCGUGCGGCCCCCACCCCACAGAUCAGGAGCCAAGGAGGGAGGGCCGAGCAGCCUGUGGAACUCUGGAUGCUUGGGAAGCAGUGAGGGCCCUGUCAGCCCUCUGUGUUUUAAAGGUAGUUGGAGACUGUGAACACUGAGCUCAUUUGCUUCUAGAGAUUCUAUUUUUACUGGUUGAUCUCUUGGUGGUUUUCAACUUCCUGCUGGAAACUAGAGGUGGGGCAUCCCCCAUCCCCAGCCUCGCACUGCGUCCUUGGGAAGGGCCUGCCCCCACCAGGCAGGUAUCACUGGCCCGGGCACCCUUGAGCACCCAGCUCCUGGCCUCCGGGAUGUCUCUGAGCGACCAGGCAGAGCAGAGGGCAGCGCUCGGCCGGUCAUGCUGGCUCCCUCCGCCUCUCAGCAAGCCCCUGGCCCACGCCCAGUGAGGGAUGCUUCUCCCUCCAGUGUGUCCAGUGCCCGGUGUGGCCGGGCGGAGCCCCUGGAGUGGUGCAGUGGGAGGAAAGCUCACCUCGAUUGUGGAACCAUCAGCCCACCUGCAUUUGGCUUUCAGCUUGCUUGUUCUGAGUCAAACUCCCCUUAUCUUUUUAGCAAGGGAAAAAAACAAACACGGGUGUUAUCACUGAUACGUUGUAACCAGCGUUCUGCAUAGAGGUAGGUUGAGUUUUCUAGGGGGAAAAAAAAACGGAGAAAAGAGACAUGAAGAAAAGUAAACCAAGAACAUAAUUGGGCAUCAGCCCGAAGUGUCCCGGGGAGACUCGAGGUGACGGCAGCGUUCUGCAUGACAGAGGCACUGCCGGGCCCCAGGUCUCUGGGGCCGCACUCUCGGGGCGUGUGUGCGCAGAACACCUCCUGUGCAUACCUGCUCAGAGCGCAGCUCCUCAUGGGGGCGAAGGGGCAGACAAGGAAACCAGACCAGACGUGCUCGCAGACGCUGUCGCUUCAGAAAUGUGCUUCCCUCCCUCUGAAAUCUCAUCCCUCCCACCCACCCACUCGGGCAGCUGUGCCAUGAGUAGGACAUGCACGCCCUGGGCGAGCCCCCCAGAGACCCUGCACCUUCCUCACCGCACGCUGCCCCUCUGUCUCCGUGUGUGUCUAGACCCACGUCACUCACUGACUCACUCACACCUACGAAAUCUUAAAGGAAAAAAGCUGAAGGGUCCGACCGUGCACAAGCGUGACCUGGAAAAUGCAAAUGUAGAUCUUUUAUGGCUUAAUUCAUAGUUAUUUCCCAUAGACGUUCCCUCCCUUUGAAAUUAAUAUAUAAUGUAUAAAUUCUGCACUGAGUCGUGACGGAGCUGGGAAGCUCCUAGCUUAGAGUGGAGAUGGAGGCCCGGGUACAGGGUUCAAACCUCCACCUGAUUCCUUCCGAUCUCACAACUUAGCUUGUGCUUCUGAACACCAAGCCUUUAAGAGCAAUAAAAACUACACCAUGAA
Messenger RNA from Cebus imitator (Panamanian white-faced capuchin), 3851 nucleotides. It is a transcript of the gene AGPAT3, whose product is annotated as 1-acylglycerol-3-phosphate O-acyltransferase 3. The record is from RefSeq and is a predicted model, not a curated record. The transcript is spliced from 9 exons. The coding region runs from base 452 to 1582 and encodes 376 amino acids. NCBI's taxonomy places the organism in Eukaryota, Metazoa, Chordata, Mammalia, Primates, Cebidae. Gene Ontology annotation, molecular function: 1-acylglycerol-3-phosphate O-acyltransferase activity. Gene Ontology annotation, cellular component: endomembrane system; endoplasmic reticulum.